UAUUUUCUUCUAAUCCAUUUCAUCAUACCCAAAAAAACAUGGUGUCUAGAAACCUGAAAGUAUGUUUGAGUGUAUCUGCAAUAGUUCUCAUUGUUGUCUCAACUAUCAAUGUAGCCUUGUUUUUAACAGUUUUCAAAGUGAGAGAUCCAAAUAUUAUUCUCAGCAUUUCACGUUUCGACCUCCCUACUACACCAGGAAUAUCUCGAAAUAUAUCUAUACCCGUUUUGAUUAUAAUAAAGAAUUCAAAUUAUGGGAACUUCAAAUAUAUAGAUUCCUUUAGCUAUAUCACCUAUCAAGAUGCUCUCGUUGGUACUGUUCCAAUUCCUUCACAACUUGUUCCAGCACGUGGUGGAAUUAAUGUCACCACUCAUGCAAAUAUCAUGUACGAUGAAUUGAUCAACAAUCCAAAAUUUGUUGUUAAUGGGACGAACUUUUCAUUAAUGUCAAAAGCUGAACUUCCUGGUAAAGUCAUUAUUCACAGUUUUAUUAAAAUUAAAAUGAAGGCUAUGGCUACUAACCAAUGUGAUAUCUCUGUUAAUAUCACUUCCCAUGAUGUUGUCAGCAAUUGCAUAUCUCAUAUCAAGAUUUAUCUUUAGUACUUUGGAAGCAAGGAUUCUAUGAACAUGCAUCUAAAAAAUGUAUCAAUAAUGUAA
Molecule: messenger RNA, 653 nt
Organism: Vicia villosa (hairy vetch)
Lineage: Eukaryota; Viridiplantae; Streptophyta; Magnoliopsida; Fabales; Fabaceae
Exons: 1
Coding region: 39-596 (185 amino acids)
Source: RefSeq, a predicted model, not a curated record